Messenger RNA from Helianthus annuus (common sunflower), 757 nucleotides. Its product is annotated as SKP1-like protein 1B. The coding region runs from base 141 to 608 and encodes 155 amino acids. Gene Ontology annotation, cellular component: cytoplasm; nucleus. The transcript is spliced from 2 exons. Lineage: Eukaryota; Viridiplantae; Streptophyta; Magnoliopsida; Asterales; Asteraceae. The record is from RefSeq and is a predicted model, not a curated record. Gene Ontology annotation, biological process: SCF-dependent proteasomal ubiquitin-dependent protein catabolic process. Gene Ontology annotation, molecular function: cullin family protein binding.
AUCCUAAAUGAAAACACUUAUUUGUAAUUGAAAAAAAAAAAAAAAAACUAAAGCCCAUCUCCAACACCUCUAUAAUAACCUCACCCAACAAUCACCCACAUCGCAAAAUUAGGGUUUCUUUUCUCUCCCAAAUUCCGAUCAUGUCGUCAUCAAAAACCAUCGUGUUAAGAAGCUCCGACGGUGAAACUUUCGAGGUUGACGAGAUUGUUGCGGUGGAGUCUCAGACGAUCAAGCACAUGAUCGAAGACGGUUGUGCUGACACCAGCAUCCCUCUGCCCAACGUCACCAGUAAGAUCCUCUCAAAGGUUAUCGAAUACUGUAAGAAACAUGUGGAGACACCGAAUAGCGACGAGAAGGUCGCUGAAGAGGAUCUUAAAUCCUUUGAUUCUGACUUUGUGAAAGUCGAUCAGGGUACUCUGUUUGAUCUUAUUCUGGCUGCGAACUAUCUGAACAUCAAGGGGCUACUUGAUCUGACCUGCCAGACGGUUGCUGACAUGAUCAAAGGAAAGACUCCUGAAGAGAUCCGUAAGACGUUCAACAUCAAGAACGAUUUCACUCCUGAAGAAGAGGAGGAGGUGCGCAGGGAGAAUGCGUGGGCUUUUGAGUAAAUUACCUGUUGUUUUAUCUGUCUUGUCUGUUUAUACUGCAGUAGUGUUUUGUGGGUGUCACAUGCUUAUAUUUUUAAAACUAUGAACAUCCUUUAUGUGUUUGGUUACAUUUUCUUGCUUUCUUAUUGGGUAUGCAUCUUGUUCUUUGA